CAAGAAAAUUCAACAGCCUACCAACUACUUGUACCCUAUCACACUUUCACAAUCAUAUGACCUCAGACAAAAAAAAAAAAAAACAGCUUCCACUAUCAUAUAAACCGCUCUCUCCUACUCCAAUUCAAACGCAAAACUUUGUAUUUUUACGCUUUGAAUCUAAUUAACAACGACGUCGUUUUACUCUUCCAAAAUUCUAUCAAUUUAACCCUAAUUUCUUCCCUUCAUCUUCUCCGGCGACGAUAUUUUCCCCGGCGGCGAUAAUUUUUCUCCGAUGAGAAUUUCCGGCGAUUUCGCCGACGAGUUAACUCAACACUGAAUUUUCCGCCAUGCUUACUGAGAUUCCGAGUUUCUGCGACGACGACUCGUUAUGGUGGCGAUGAGAGGUUCGCCUGUGAGUCGGCGAGCUGUUCAGAGAUUUCGGCAACUCGCUAUUACUGCCGUUGGAUCCGUUAAAAUCAAAUUAUUGCUCGGAAUUUGCAUCUUUCUCACUUUGAUUUUGUUAUUCGUUCGAGCUUCUACCUCCGUUCAAUUGAAACAACAUUAUGAUUUUGUUGAUCAAUCUGCUUUUCAAAGGAAGGGAUAUACACUAUUAAUUAAUACCUGGAAGAGAAAUGAUCUUUUGAAAAAAUCCAUCUCUCACUAUGCAACAUGUCUUGGACUGGACUCUAUACACAUCGUAUGGAGUGAGCCCGAUCCUCCAUCAAAGUCUCUUAUUCAUACUUUAGAGCGUGCUGUGCGGAAAAAUUCAAAUAAUGGAAGAGAGAUUGAAUUGAAAUUCGAUAUUAAUAAAGAAGAUAGUUUGAACAAUAGAUUUAAAGAAAUCAAGGAUUUGAAGACAGAUGUGGUUUUCUCAAUCGAUGAUGAUGUCAUAUUUCCUUGUUCAUCUGUUGAACUUGCAUUUAGUGUAUGGCUGAGUGCUCCUGAAACAAUGGUCGGAUUUGUGCCACGCAUGCAUUGGUUGGAUCAUUCCAGAGGCAAUAGGAAUUACUAUGCUUAUGGAGGUUGGUGGUCUGUUUGGUGGAUGGGUACCUAUAGUAUGGUAUUAUCCAAGGCAGCUUUUUUCCACAAAAAGUAUCUGGCAAUGUACACGAAUGAGGUGCCAGCAUCCCUUAGAGAAUAUGUUGCUCGGAACAGGAAUUGUGAAGAUAUUGCAAUGUCGUUUCUUGUUGCAAAUGCAACUGGUGCUCCUCCUGUUUGGGUUGAAGGCAAGAUAUUUGAAAUCGGUUCUACAGGAAUCAGUAGCUUGGGAGGUCACAGCCAGAAACGAAGUGAAUGCGUUAACAGGUUCGUUGAUGAGUUUGGGAGAAUGCCUUUGGUUUCCACUUCUAUGAAAGCUGUUGAUAGCCGAAAUACCUGGUUUUGGUGAUAUGCAACUUCAUCUUGCCACUAUUGAUAUUUGUUCUGCAUAGCUUAAUUAGUUACCAUUUUUAUUAUUUGGUUCGAUUUACCAUGUACCAUAUACGAUAGUUGAUCCCACAAAAAAAAGGGGUUUAUAAUUUUAAGUAGAUCAAUUUCCUGUCAACUGAGUGUUCAGCAAUCUGUUCUCAACAUUUCACAAAAACUUGUAUGAUAUGGAUCACCCAAAAUCAAUAGAAGAUUUAGACUUUUGUGUGCAUAAGUAUCUCUCUUGUCAACUAAUAUGGUGAUGUGCUGAUGUGGGGACAUAUCGGCAUAUCGCACGAAAAAUAUCUUCAUAGGAAAUAUUUGAACUUUAUUCUUCUUUUAGAUUAGUUCUGUGUGAUGCAGAGUUGAGCUUUCUUUUCCUACUUCUCAGAUUUUUUUUCUUAGCCAUUUCCUUAUCCAAUAAACAGGGUUGUUAUAGUAUACUAAGAGGGACCCUUUUGAAUUUUACAAAUUAUCAUGUGGAAAAUAGAAGAUUGCACAUUAUUAAGAUAAGGUGGCUAAUGAAAAAUCAAAGGGUCGGAUAUUAUGAAAGUGGACCCUUUUACUCAGUAAGGACAAAGGAAAGUGCAUCAUCGUCCUAUUAUCAAAUAAUGUUGCUUUAUGAACUUUUUUUUGGCAUGUCUUUAAGAUUAUAGGAGUUGCAGAUAAUAUGUAGAUAUUCUUUAAGAUAGUUAGCGCAGGACCAAAGAACAAUUUGGGGUGGGGUUUUCUCAUGAAAAAGUUAGGGGUAGAGUAGGUAGAUCAUGUCUUAGCUAAGGAGUUCAUCGUCAAAUUUUCUUUCGUCACUUGAGAUAGAAAUGUUUUUCAAGUGCAUAGCUACCGACUUCAUUGUGUCUGCAUGCUGGUGUGUGAACACUAAUGAGAGAAGAGGUGAAUGAGCAGUUGUCGACGUGCACAGGAUGCGAAACGAUGGGCAAUGCGACUUUCGUUCCCCUCGGCCUGUCACAACAAACGAAUGUGCAUUGAGAUUAAUUCUUUGUACAUGAACAUGAAGGCGGGCGGGUGGGUUGAUUGUUGGAGACGGGCAGGUAGGGUGAUAUUAAAAGAUUAUUGUGCCUGUUCGUAUCAUUGUUAGAUUUUAGCAUCAAGUUUUUAUAUUUUGGUAAGUAGUCAUAUGUAUGCUAGUUAUAUUAAUCUUGAGGAUGGACUACAGUAUAGUUGUUACUGGUUUGUAAUAAAAACAGGCACAUCAUGUUUUGUGCCUUAUCCGUA
Beta vulgaris subsp. vulgaris (sugar beet) is the source of this 2619-nucleotide messenger RNA. RefSeq names its product glycosylinositol phosphorylceramide mannosyl transferase 1. The transcript is spliced from 5 exons. Bases 371 to 1369 code for a protein of 332 amino acids. The record is from RefSeq and is a predicted model, not a curated record. Gene Ontology annotation, cellular component: membrane. Gene Ontology annotation, molecular function: glycosyltransferase activity. Lineage: Eukaryota; Viridiplantae; Streptophyta; Magnoliopsida; Caryophyllales; Amaranthaceae.